This is a messenger RNA of Prunus armeniaca (apricot), 204 nucleotides long. The record is from the annotation of a GenBank genome assembly. Lineage: Eukaryota; Viridiplantae; Streptophyta; Magnoliopsida; Rosales; Rosaceae.
AUGGGUGCUGAAAAGAAAAAGGAAAAGGUGAAGGAGAGGGCAAAGAAAAGAGCAAUGACAGCAGAACAAGUUAAAGAAAAAAAUAUGGCAAGGAUUGCUUGUGAGAGGAGAAAAGAUGGAGAAGUCUAUGAAGAUACUGAAGAGUUGACAGUUCUUCAAGGGCGGAAUUGUAAGCAGAGAUUAAUGAAGGUAAUUGCUCAGUAG